CCUCCAGACAGGGAGGUACCCUACACUAAUAGAAUUUGUUAUUUCUAUAGAAAUAUCCAAAGGGCAUACAAUAUAAUUGUUUGCUAAAGGAAGUUUUCUUAAGAGAGCUAACUCAAUAAGUCACAAUCAGUCUUGUUUGAAUGUUCAAACUGCGAAAGAUGGAAAGGAAUUAUACUUUCACUGGAGAUUUCAGUCCUGAGGCAGUAGCAGGAGUUCUUAGUAUUGAGAUGAUACUAGCUCUCAUAGCUAAUGGUGUUGUACUAGUCAUUACUAUUUAUCAAAGGAAGUCCUGGAAACAAUCAUCAACAAUAUUCUUUACUUCUCUCAUACUGGCACACCUUGUAUUGACACUCUAUCUUCCUUUCUCCAUUGCUGCAUUAGCUGCUCGUGAAUGGAUCAUUGGUAGUACUGAUGAGGAGAAGCAAGGAACCUGUGAUUUCAUUGGUUUUAUUGUACAAUUUAGUGCUUAUGUCAUGUACAUGACUCUAAGUCUCAUAUCAAUCGAUCGGUUCCUUUUUAUUGUAAAGCCUCAUCUCCACAAGCGGUUCAUGAGUCCAAGGGUAGCUCUGGUCCUUGUCAUUAUUGUGUGGAUAGUUAAUGCUGUCUUUUUCUCUUCAGGAUUUAUCAAUGGAUCUGGUAUCUGGUAUUAGUACAUAGAUAAUCUAGGACUCUGCUUUGCAAACACUACCAGUCCUAUAAUGGCUGCUACUCGUUUUUCAAUGACAAUGAUUAUAUUAUGUAUCAUUAUUAUCACUUCAGUUUGGACGUUUUGUUUCACUCGUAAGUUUAUUAAUAAUCAGUCAAUGAUAGUAGGAGAGAGUGUCUAUGCUUCAAAGAAGAAGAGGUUGUUUGGGAUAUUUGGAUCAAUGAUACUGGUCUAUGGAAUAUGCUUUACUCCUGCUACAUUUCUGGCCGCGUUUUUAGUGAUUAUUGGUCCUCCUAAUCAGCUCAUCAUUUCUGCUCUUAUACUGUUUUUCCUGGCCAUUAUCCUCAGUCCAGUUGUUCAGUCAUACUUCAGGCCAGAAAUUAAUAGUGUUAUUGUUAAUAUCAUUUGUGAUAAGAUUGUGCAUAAACCUGAUCAUAAUUUAACAGUCAAGCAUGAUUCAUCAUGCACAAAUACUGUUUCCUUUGAUUCCUAAAAUUUAUUAUUUUUUGACACUUUGUUAGCACCUCAAGGUGUGAAUGCAAGAGUGAACAAGAAUAU
Amphimedon queenslandica is the source of this 1204-nucleotide messenger RNA. Its product is annotated as kappa-type opioid receptor-like. The record is from RefSeq and is a predicted model, not a curated record. Gene Ontology annotation, biological process: positive regulation of cytosolic calcium ion concentration; phospholipase C-activating G protein-coupled receptor signaling pathway; inflammatory response. Gene Ontology annotation, cellular component: plasma membrane. Lineage: Eukaryota; Metazoa; Porifera; Demospongiae; Haplosclerida; Niphatidae. The transcript has 2 exons. Gene Ontology annotation, molecular function: complement receptor activity; G protein-coupled receptor activity. Bases 141 to 650 code for a protein of 169 amino acids.